Messenger RNA from Photinus pyralis (common eastern firefly), 3134 nucleotides. RefSeq lists its product as uncharacterized. Lineage: Eukaryota; Metazoa; Arthropoda; Insecta; Coleoptera; Lampyridae. The transcript is spliced from 3 exons. Gene Ontology annotation, molecular function: DNA binding. Gene Ontology annotation, biological process: DNA integration; DNA recombination. The record is from RefSeq and is a predicted model, not a curated record. Bases 250 to 1182 code for a protein of 310 amino acids.
CAUAGUGGAUUUUUAUCUGCAUUUUUAAUUUUAAAAUAUUAAACGUAUGCUGUAAAAUUUUUAAGAUCGUUUAGUUAAACAGGUAAUACGCAACAGAAAUAGAUUGGCCGAACAAUAAUUACGUUGUCAUAAAAUUUGUAAUUGUUAUUCUAUAAACUGUCAUAUUCGAAUAAAUAAAUCCAACUUAUUUGAAGAUUUGAUUUGAAGAUUCGGUCUUUGUUGGGUCUAUUUGCAUACGGAAACUGCGAAAUGGAAUUCGCUGACGAACAAAAAUGUUCGUUUGUUUACGACCCCUCUGUAAACUACACACUUCAAAGUGAUCCAAUAGACUGUGCUUCGCCAACUAUUAAAGAAGAGGUCAAAUCCCCUACAAUUGAGCUGCUUCCGGUAAAAUCUCGGCAAAGAUACGAAGCCGCCUACAACGAAUUUAUUAAAUGGCGCGCAACGAAAAACAUUGAAUCAUGUUUUUCCGAAGAUGUGCUAAUGGUAUAUUUCGGAGAGUUAGCCGAAAAAAUGAAAUCAUCUACCUUAUGGGCCCAAUACUCCAUGCUUCGUAGCACCAUGGCGAUAAACCAUAACGUUGACAUGUCCACCUUUACGAAGUUGAAAGCGCUACUGCAAAGAAAAUCUCAGGGUUACCGACCUAAAAAGUCGAAAAUACUAACCCCUGAGGAUAUUAAUAAAUUUGUUGAUGCAGCACCAAAUGACAAAUACUUGUUCGUUAAGAUCGCUUUGGUUGUGGGAGUGACUGGUGCUUGUCGUAAGCAAGAACUGGUUCAAUUAAAAAUAGACGACAUCACUGAUUUGGGGACUGCUGCUCUUUUUAAUAUACAGGACAUAAGAACUAACAAACCACGUUUAUUCACAAUUGCGGGAGAAUUCUACGAAGUUUAUAAACACUACGCAGCUUUGAGACCUGCAAAUAUGACCGAACGCCGGUUCUUCCUAAACUAUCAAAACGGAAAAUGCACCAAGCAACCCGUGGGAAUAAACAAAAUCGGAAGUAUUCCUAAGCAAGUGGCCACGUUUCUAAAAUUAAACAACCCUGAACUGUACACCGGCCACUGCUUUCGUAGAUCUUCUGCGACUAUACCUAUAGAAUCAUCGUGCUCGAGGUUGUCUCCAACUGUUUUGACAACGUUGGCCUCCCAAUUCACGGCAGCGCCUAACCCAUCAAGUUGACCCAUCAUUUCAAUAACGUCAAUAUCCAAUCUUCAAUGAACAGUUCUAUAUACGGCUCGAUCAGUUUUAUCAAUUUAUAAUCCUCGACUCCGUUUCAAUUCUUGUAAUAUACCUAUAUACAGAUAUCACAUGAUUAUGUAAUAUCUUGUGUGGUACGCUUGAUUGUUAUUGGUUAUUGCAUUAUUGAAUUAGGUAGUUGGACUCUUGACUUUUUGUUUUUCUCAUUACAUAAUCAAUUGUAAUCUAUAAUAGUACUGAAAAAGUGAUCACUAGUUUUUCUGAACGAUAUAUUGAGCGAAAUUUCUAAUUGGCAGCAUACUUAUAUGUUAUUCUCAAUAGCCGAAAUCGGACAGUGUCCGAAAUUUAUACCCAUUACGCGUUGUGAGCAGUUCAGUUUACCCACAAAGCGAUAUGAGUCUAGUUUCCGAAGAAUGGGUUAAAAAAUUUAACCAAAACGCGUGUACAUUUUUUACGUCUGUUAAUAGUAGUCCAACAGAAAAGUUCAUGUCUCUAGCGGGAUUUUCUUAAUUUUCCCAGCAACGAUACAAUUUUCCCAUGCCUAUGCCUUUUUAACUCAUAUAAACUUUCAUAGUUUACCUACUUUGUUAUUUAAACUAUACUUCUAAUGCAGUUUAUAAGAGUGGGUAUUGUUAUAAUAAUUUAUAAGUGACGUAUAUAUGUUUUGUGCAUAGUUUUGUAGAGAUCUCGGGUAUAUAGAUUCGUGUUAUUGAUGUAAUUACCUAAUAGUUUUAAAAUUUUCUUGUAUAGGGGCAGUAACAUGUUACGUACCAAAAAGGGAAAAAAGUGUCAAUCAAAUGAGCCUAAUAAAAAGAUACAUUUAUUUUAAAAAAAUCAAUUGUUUUUCGUUACUCGUUACGAAAAGUAGUUUUCUUUAUUGAGAUAUAAAUGAAUGGGCCUGUAUUUAAUUGACCACGGAUGCCGUAAUGUAAGCAGGAAAGCACAGAUACAAGUUAUACUUGGGGAUUCAUAGGUGCAAAUAGUUAAAAAGUUGCAAAAAAACGUAAUCAAAUUCUUGUAUGUACGCGUGUAAACAUAUUUUAUCUCCCAAUAUUGGUGGUGUCUCGGGCAAAAAUGCUCAAAUUUAAUAUCAAAUUCUGAUUGUACAGUUAGCGACAUGAAAUUCUACUGAAUGACAAAAAAACGGCCCUUUGGUAUAUAAUAUCCGAGCCCAUAACUAAGUAUAUGUGUAUGAUAGCAAUGGAAAAAAUCGUGUUUAUAAUAAAGAAUUCAGCCUAAAGCUAUUUGAAUAUACACGCGACACGAGACGAUAAAAGCACUUAACGUCAGAGCGAAAUUGAAUGAAGAACCGAGAAUGUGACAUCAUUUCCAAUACCUAUAGUAGUAGAAUGGAAAUGGUACAUAAGCGAAAACUCUUGGAUUUAAAAAAAUGUGCAGGUAUUGUAUGUUUCUAUAGUGUUUUACUGCUAUUUCAAUUUGAGUAAUGCAGACCGGCACCACAUAAUAAAGAGUAGUACGCUACGCUCCUUAUUCUGUGCCGGCACCACAUUUCAUGCGCCCGUAAGUAUUCCGUGUUUAGAUAUGCACUGUUCGAGUAGAUUAAAUAAUAACAAUAAGCAAGAAAAAUGAACGAUUUACGGUUAAAAACUGUCAUAUUUGCCCUGGUAUUUGCUUAAUUGUGCAUUUUUCGCGAUUCACUAUAUGGGAUUGCUAAAUUAAAAGUCGAAGGCUAAAUGAAACCAUAUUUGGACAACCUAUAUCUUUUAGUUUUUAUAGUAAUUGAAUAAAAUUCAAUUUUGCCAGUUGUUAAAAUGAAUGUGAUAAACAAGUUAAUAAUAAGCGCUUCAUUUCAACACACGUAACACGUAACACUAAAUAUUUCAGAGAAAAUAGCACGUCUUACAAUAUAAAUUUUUGUUUUGUUAGAUACAUAACUACAUCAGGUAGUAGUGUGGUAGUGUAGGUAAAUUAAU